GGUAAGGAUGUUUUUUUAGCAGCUGCAUAUAUAGAUCAAAAUUCUAAUUUUGACCAUAAUAGAUAGUAAUUAGUAAUUGUAACUCAAGAUCAAAGGAGGCAAUUAAACUCAAUGAUAUAACAUGGAAAUACAGAUGGAAGAUCAAGACAUAGUGUUUUCCGAUGAUGUCAGAGUUCAAGAACUACAGUCGUGUCACUAUAUCUUUCCUGAUCUCAAAGUUGAUUUAGAUAAUCUUUCAGGAUCAUUAGAAGUUCAAAUAAGCUUUGAAGAUGGUCUACAUCUAAAUCUAGUUAGUGAGGAGAAUUCGGUUCAAGAAUCUACUUUAGUAAAUCAUUUGCCACCAAUAGCAUUGAACGUUCAACUACCUUCUACUUAUCCCGAAGUGGAUCCACCUAUUAUAGAUAUUGAUUGCAAUGUACUUACAGAAUCCCAAAUUAGUGAAUUGAAAUCUAAUUUGAUUGAUAUUUGGAAAUCAUUACAUGAUCAAGUGUUAUAUUCAAUGGUUGAUCAUAUUCAAAACGAUAUUAUUAAUAUGUUCGGUGAAAGUUAUCAAGUUUGUAAUCCAGAAGUUUAUUUUGAUUUAUUGAAACUAGAUAGGAAAAUAAAAAAGGAUGAAUUCAACGCAAAGACCUUUACGUGUGAGAUUUGUCAGGAUGAUAAUAAAGGUAUUAAAUGCAGUCGAAUAGAAGGUUGUGGUCAUGUCUUUUGUAAUGAUUGUUUGUACGAUUGUUUUGCAAAUUAUAUUAGAAGUGGAGAGGUCUCAAAUAUUCAUUGUCCAGAUUUUGGAUGUACUAAGGAAUAUGUUAGCUUUAAAGAAAAGGCUAAAUCUAUCGAUAACUUCACAAUGAAACCUUCAGAGAUAGUAGCGCUUGUUGAAAGAUUGUUAAAGCCUCCCAUUUCGUUAAACUUUUUAUCUCAGGUUUUAAAUGGACGAAAUUCAGAAGAUUCAAAACAAGAAGAAGAUUUGGUGAAAAGAUAUUAUAGAUUAUUUCAAAAAAAUCAAUACGAAUUCAUUGGUACUAUAUUUCCAAGACGGGUCAUUGAAUGUCCAAAACUAGGUUGUGGCGAAAGGUUAUUCAAAUACAAUAUGUCUGACAACUUAAUGAUAUGUAAUAAUUGCAAACAUGUGUUUUGUGCUAUCUGCUUAAAUUCCUUUCAUGGAGACUACAAGGCAUGUAAACUUCUUGGGAAAGAAUGGUUUGAAGGCAUACUUCUCGAAGAUUUGAAGACGUAUAUAGAGCUUCCGGAUGAAAGCAUGAUGAAAGAGAAUAUUGGUAGUCAUUACGGAAUCAAAAAAAUUGCGAAGGCGGUAAAGUUAUAUGAGCUUGAGUGCUUGUUUGAAGAUUUUAAAAAGGAAUCCGGGGUAAUGGCUUGUCCAGUUUGUGACACCGUUGUCGAAAGAAUAGAUGGUUGUAAUAAAAUUACAUGUUACAAAUGUAAUACAAGUUUUUGCUAUUUAUGUGGAGAGAAAAUUAGCGGUUACAGUCAUUUCAAUGAUGCUGGUUCUGAUUGUGCGGGCAAAUUAUUUCAUGGUGCUCCAGGACAUGAUGAUGACGAUAAUUUUAUUUUUUAACUUCUAAUUAACUAA
Molecule: messenger RNA, 1588 nt
Organism: Scheffersomyces coipomensis
Lineage: Eukaryota; Fungi; Ascomycota; Pichiomycetes; Serinales; Debaryomycetaceae
Product: RBR-type E3 ubiquitin transferase
Exons: 1
Coding region: 122-1573 (483 amino acids)
Biological process (GO): ubiquitin-dependent protein catabolic process; protein polyubiquitination; positive regulation of proteasomal ubiquitin-dependent protein catabolic process
Cellular component (GO): cytoplasm; ubiquitin ligase complex
Molecular function (GO): zinc ion binding; ubiquitin conjugating enzyme binding; ubiquitin protein ligase activity
Source: RefSeq, a predicted model, not a curated record